Molecule: messenger RNA, 1663 nt
Organism: Linderina pennispora
Lineage: Eukaryota; Fungi; Kickxellomycota; Kickxellomycetes; Kickxellales; Kickxellaceae
Product: MFS general substrate transporter
Exons: 4
Coding region: 72-1550 (492 amino acids)
Biological process (GO): transmembrane transport
Molecular function (GO): transmembrane transporter activity
Source: RefSeq, a predicted model, not a curated record
CACCACGCACAGACAUUUUUCAUUCCCUUGUUACAUUCCUUUAAACAGUACUGUUACAUAUUAUUGAUUACAUGACUCUGACACAGCAGCUGUCAGGUAAUAGCCAGAUUGCAGGUGGUACACUUGCACACAAACCAUCAGACAGCACUGCAAGCAAGGACAUCGAGAGGGCGGGUCUCGAGGUUGACCCAGCCAGUGGCAACAACGAUGAGAAUGACGACCCAAUGCGCCGGCCGUUUUCACACUUUUCAAAGUUCCAGAAGACUCUGAUCAUUGUGCUGACUGCUUACUGUGGCAUCCUUGGUCCAUUUUCAUCGUCGAGCUACUUUCCCGCAAUCCAAACAAUGGCCAAAGACUUGGACGUGUCGCUGUCGAUGGUUAACUCGACGGUAUCGGUUUUUCUGUAUGCAAUGGCUGUCUUUCCUCUUUUCUGGACCAAUGCUGCCGAACGGUACGGUCGCCGGUACAUGUACAUAAGCUCUAUGCUGGUCUACAUGGGCGGAUGUGUCGGAUGUGCUCUGUCAAGGAAUAUCGCUGCCAUGCUUGCCUCGCGCAUUAUCCAGUCGAUGGGCUCGUCAUCGGUGCUUGGUGUUGGAGCAGGCACGAUUGCUGAUGUGUUUGAACGCGAGCAGCGCGGCACUGCGAUGGGAUUCUACUUCAUGGGUGCUCUGCUUGGGCCACCUCUGGCACCGAUCAUCGGUGGCGCCGUCGCACAGCACCUGGGAUGGCGUGCGAUCUUCUGGAUGCUGACGAUCAUGGCGGGCAUUGCCUGCAUCGGUGUCACGCUGUUCCUGCCCGAAACCCACCGUCGCAUUGUAGCCCAAAGGCACAAGAUUCGGCCAGUCAAUAUCCCACCAAAGCCCAAGUGGAGAGACAACAAUCCGGUCAGCACCUUGCUUCUUGCGCGCAACCCGGUCAUCUUGGCCAUCAUCUUCCACAACUCGAUGAUCUUUGGUUGCUACAUCUUAGUGAGUAACUCGAACACCUUUGUCAUGCAAUCCGUCUACAAGCUCUCAGAGACUACCACCGGAAUAACAUAUCUUGGUAUGGGCAUGGGCUGUCUAUUGGGCUCGGUUGUUGGCGGUCGGCUGGUUGAUUUUCUGCUGAAAGACGGCAACCCCAACGCCGUAGUCAAGGUUCCAGCAGAGAUCCGAAUUCGGUACCUAUGGACUGGUGCUGUGGUAUUUAUUGCUUGCAGCAUUGGGUAUGGAUGGAUGGCACAACGUGGGAAUGUGCCCCUCGCCGGAGCCAUUGUCGUGCAGUUUCUCAUUGGCUUCAGUAUGACAUGGCAGCUCUCGAACACAUCCAACUACCUUGUUGAUCUCUACGCGACACGCAGUGCAAGCAUCACGGCCUCGCAAUCCUUCUUCCGUAGCAUUUGGAGUGGAAUUUGCACGCAAAUUAUCAUCACUAUCAAGGAUGGCGUUGGCUGGGGCUGGGAAUUCACUAUCUUUGGUGGCCUUGCUGCUAUCAGCGGGGCCAUCACGCUACUAAUCUCGUUCAAUGGUGAGCAGAUUCGCAAGCGCUUCCCGAUCGAUCGAUCCAAGUAGUGUUUCCGAUUGCCAACUACAUAUCCAAAGGCCGUGUUUUGCAUUUAUUUCUAUGACAACAGCCCGUACACCUCCUGUUAUAGUAUAUAUAUAGCCAUCCCAUGUUCGUUUAA